Messenger RNA from Hypanus sabinus (Atlantic stingray), 1965 nucleotides. Its product is annotated as solute carrier family 2, facilitated glucose transporter member 11-like. Gene Ontology annotation, cellular component: membrane. The record is from RefSeq and is a predicted model, not a curated record. NCBI's taxonomy places the organism in Eukaryota, Metazoa, Chordata, Chondrichthyes, Myliobatiformes, Dasyatidae. Gene Ontology annotation, biological process: monosaccharide transmembrane transport. The coding region runs from base 430 to 1746 and encodes 438 amino acids. Gene Ontology annotation, molecular function: hexose transmembrane transporter activity. The transcript has 13 exons.
UAGAUUACUAUGUGACUCUACAGUCUGGUUGUAUUUAACGUGCCACAGGCGCAGCUCAAGGGGAAUCUCAACUCUUAUUUAGCUCACAGCCAUUGGACAAUGUUAAGAUUAACAAAACCAAGUCAAACAGGCGGCGAUCUGAUCAGCACUUUUCUACCCCGGGGAUCUCUUUCAGCAGACCCAAACUCUAUUGAAAGGACCACCAGUUGCACAACCUUGAGCGGACUGGCUUCCAUGUUUCAGUGAGCUGCUAACUAGAAGUUUCUGCGAAGAAAGUUUUUCUUGUUCAUCUUCGUGGUAGGAAUUGGAGGGAGUUUCCAAUUUGGAUUCAACAUAUCUGCAAUAAAUACACCAUCAGAGUUCAUUAAGAACUUCAUCAAUGAAACGUGGAUUCAUCGAUAUGAAACUCCUCUGCAGGAAUACUCACUGAUGCUCCUUUGGUCCUUCAUUGUAUCCGUGUACCCGGUUGGAGGGCUGAUCGGAGGACAGGCUGCUGCAGUUUUAACUGUGAAGUAUGGAAGGAAGAAAUGCCUGCUGUGUAAUAACAUUGUGGCAAUUGGAUCUGCACUAAUAAUGGGAUUUAGCAAGAUGUCAAGGUCAUUUGAGAUGAUUGUGGUGGGAAGAUUCCUGUAUGGAAUUAGCACAGGCCUUGGAUUGGUUGCUCAUGGCUUGUACCUGGGAGAAACAGCGCCGAAGGAAAUGCGAGGGGCGGUGUGUCUGACCCGUGCCGUAUUUAAUGCCAUUGGGAAGUCGAUGGGAUUGAUAAUUGGGGCCAGGAUAUUUCUAGGUGAUGAAAACAAGUGGCAUUUAUUAUUGGCCUUCAGUGGGUUACCUGCCUUAAUUCAACUCAUCAUCCUCCCCUGGUUUCCGGAAAGCCCCAGGUAUCUACUCAUGGAGAAAGGAAGCAGAGCUCUCUGCAUUGAUGCUCUGCAAAGACUAUGGGGUCCGGGUGAUUACACAGAAGAGGUUGAUGAAAUGAUGGCAGAACUGGCUCAAAUGCAAGGGGCUACCAAAAUCAAUAUUAUACAGCUGUUCAGUGACAAAACGAUACGGUGUCAGCUUUUAACCGGCGUGGUUGUCAGCGCAGGGAUGCAGCUCAGCGGUGUCAACAUUAUCUAUUUUUACGCAAACGAUGUUUACCAGCAGUUGGGAUUUACCAAGGACAAGAUUCUGUACUUGGGAAUAGGAGCAAGUGGAAUUGAAAUAUUCACUUCAGUGAUCUGUGGAUUCAUUAUUGAUCGAGUGGGCAGAAAGGUUCUGCUCUGGAGAGGGUACUCCUUCAUGGCACUGUGGAUGUUACUACUGAUUGUUACACUCUGUCUGAAGGAAUAUUUCAACUGGAUUCCAUAUUGCAGCCUGGUCUUGAUCUUUGCUUACAUCUUCACUUUUGGGAUAGGUCCAGGCAGCGUGAGCGGAGUCUUGCCUUUGGAAAUAUUUACUCAGUCUAACCGAAGCAUUGCCUUGGUGGCAGCCAACAGCCUGCAGUGGCUGUCUCUCUUCGUCCUGGGACUAGUGUUCCCUUUUGUUGUUGAUGCUUUGGGUCCAUUCUCCUUCUUCCUGUUCUUUGGGAGCUGCACCUUUGCCUCACUUUUCAUGUUUUACAUCCUCCCCGAGACAAAAGGGAAAACACUUCUUCAAAUCAAUGAGGAGUUUAGCAAGCUACGCGAGGCGAAGACAACAAUGUGCCCAAGUCUCUGUAAGGAGCCUGUUCCAAGCCAGACAGUGGUCAUAUCUACAAUACUGUGAUCAAAUGGGAGAACAAAGUAAAUCACCCUGGACUUCUUCCAGACUGGACCAAAACUCAACGCCCCAGAAGCAUCCCUCACAUUUAGCUAGUCUCCUAUCAAGACGAGACUCGGUUGAAAGGUCCUCUUCAAUAUUACAGGUUAAAUGUUCAUCUUAAGGUCAUAACUACAUCGAAGGUAAUAAAUAAAAAUAACUUGUAUUUACUGAAGUGUGACCCAC